CAGAGUCAAACAGGAAGAACAGAUUUACUGACUCACGACUCUGUCAGGAGGACAGACAGAAAGACACAGACAACACAGACAGGGACAGGGACAAGUGAGGACUGUGGCUGUUUAACAAACACACACACACACUCAAAAACCAGAUGGAGGUCAUGCCACUCAGAUCCCAGAGUCACUGAUGCCCACGAGUUUAGAGGGCAGUGCCAUGGCAAUCGCAGCCCUAUUCCGGGGCAAGUGGGGGAAUAAGGGUCAUGUGCUCAGUGCCAAAACCACCCCUACAAACCCCCUUACCCAUCACCAUGAUGAGGAGGAUGACGAUGAUGAAGAGCAUCUAAACACACGAGCACCAAUCAGACGCAACUCUCGUUUUUACCGUUCCAUGAGGAAGAAAAGACAGGCACAAGGCCACGAACAAGAGAGCCCCACCCACUCACCCAGAACACCACGUGACUCCAGCAGGACCAGAGCUGCAGUCAGAUCUCCACUAAAACACACACAACGCCCUCCAUCGCCUCCACGUUAUGGAGCACCGUUGCCAAGCAACGGGAGUGCUAGAGAGGGUGGAGCUUCCUCUCGGUCGCCGUUAGAGACAGGAGAUUGGCGGCUCAGAGGAGAGAUGGAGGAGCUGAGCACACACACCAGCCGAGCCUGCAGCAUGCAGGACAACGAUACACACACUUACACUCACACACAGCGCAUGGUCAACUCACAGAACAACACAAACAGGAUGGUGACAAGCGGAGAGAGAGCACAGGAGAACUUCAGCCACGGCUUAAACAUCAUCAAGAAUAUAGUGUUCCUGUAUCAGGAGUAUCGUGACACUUCAGAACAACAGGAAAUUGAACAGAGAAGGCAGAGAGAUGCGCUUCCUGAGAAGGCCCUUGAGGCAGGAUCAGGAGUCACAGUGGGGUCAGGGGUUACAGUGGGGUCAGGUGUCACAGCCCCGGCACUGCAGCUGCAGUUGCGUAACUCAUCUCGCUCUCUGACUUUAUGGCAGAAUCUCGAGGCCGUGCAGGAGAGCGGCCUCUUAGACACACUUCCUCAACGAGAGGUCAUACUGCAGGAGGCGAUGUUUGAGUUGGUGACCUCAGAAGCAUCGUAUUAUAAAAGUCUGGAGCUUUUGGAGUCGCAUUUCCUCCAGAACCCACAGCUCAUUAACACUCUCAGCCAAUCAGACAUGCACUUUCUGUUCUCCAACAUCGCUGAUGUCAUGAAGGCGAGCGAGAGGUUCCUGAUGGAUCUGGAGCACCGGAUCGAGGAGUCGCUGCUGAUCUCUGACGUCUGCGACAUCGUCCAUCAUCAUGCUGCUAACAACUUUGACGUCUUCAUCAGUUACGUCAUCAACCAGGUUUACCAGGAGAAGAACUACAGACGCAUCCUACAGGAGAACUCUGUGUUUAAGGAGAACAUGGCCAUUUUGGAGAAUCAGCCUAAAGUCAGAGGUCUGUCAUUCACAUCCUUCCUGAUUCUCCCGUUCCAGCGAAUCACACGACUCAAACUGCUGGUGCAGAAUAUUCUGAAGAAGGUGGAGGAGAACUCUGAGAGAGAGAUAACCGCUAUAAAGGCUCAUCAGGAGCUGGAGAGGAUUGUGAAGGAGUGUAACGAAGGUGUGAAGAAGAUGAGCCGCACUGAGGAGCUGAUCAGCAUCGAAAAAACUCUGGAGUUUAAAUCAAAGUCUGUGCCAGUGAUCUCUCACUCCCGGUGGCUCCUGAAGAAGGGCGAGGUUCUGCAGAUGUCUGGGCCGAAAAGCACACGCACGAUGAAAAGCCGAAAACUCUUCCAUCCCCUCUACCUGUUCCUGUUCAACAACCUGCUGCUCAUCACCAAGCGCAGCUCCAGUGGAGAGAAGUUUCAGGUUCUGGACUCGUGCAGUCGCUCAAUGUUGAGGACGGAGGACAUGGAGGAUCAGGGGCAGAUGCUGGCGUUUGCGUUUGUGCUCAAACUUCUGGAGAAUCAGGAGGAGCGACCAAUUAGCUACAUGCUAAAGGCUAACAGCAUGAGUGAGAAACUGCGUUGGAUGUGCGCUCUCACCCCAAACCGCAGAACACGAUUCCUCUCAGCCAGUGCACACACAUCAGGUACACACACACACUUACCAGAUUCUCCCCAGGUGCAGUGUAUCCAGUCAUACUCCGCGCAGGAGCCUGAUGAACUGUCAGUGGAGAUGGCAGACAUUCUGCUUGUGCUUGAGGAGACUAAUGAUGGCUGGGUAAUGGGGGAGCGUCUGCACGAUGGAGAGCGUGGUUGGUUCCCAUGCCGCGUGGUGGAGGACAUUAAGAGCGCUGAGAUUCGAGCUCAGAACCUGCGCGAGUGUGAGAGGAUCCAGCAGGCACAGGGGGGUGGAGGAGCCUCCAGAGGGCGCUGGAAUCCCAAGAACACAUCUUAUACACCCACCUGGACUGAGCAAUCGGAGCAGGAUUUCUGAGCCACGCCCUCACAAAGCAACUGACCUGAAUCAGAUAACCUGGUGGCCUCUUGGGGUCAAAGGUCAGACACAUCAGCUGUGUGUUUUGAUCCCAUAACAACGAACCCACACACGUGUCCAGCAGGAGCACCUUCACACACUGCGACCAUUGUGUGUGUGUGUGUGUGUUAAUAAGUUAGCAUGCUACAAUCACCAUCAAUCCCUGAAUGCAGUUUCACUUUUGUGUCAUCUUUCUCACACACCACACUGGCUAAUUACUGCACACACAGACACACACACACACACACACACACACACUCUAAUGUCAAUGACUCGCAUGAUUCAGCAGACGGAUGAGGGGAAGCCGGCGAGAUGCGUUCAUCUUUUUAUUGGCUGCUUGACCUAAACUUGCUGUUGUUGGUGUUGUUGUUGUUGUUGUUGUUGUUUACCCAGCAUGACGUCACACCGCAGUAUCGCUAACCAUAAACAACAUUAAAGAAACUCAGGACUCGUGAAUGUUCUCAGCCACACCUCAGUGACGCUGCUGAGGUAUUUUUACUCUCUGUGGGAAAAAGACGCCUGUGUGUGUGUGUGUGUGUGUGUGUGUGUUGGAAUGUUGCUUAAAACUGGAAAACUGAGGGGUGCAGGUUUUGCAUGCCCUGCAAUAGAGCACUUAAUUCAAUUAACACACACACACACACACACACAUGACUGGUUUGACAGUAAGUGCUUCCUUAAACAGAAAGCUCAUGCAAUAUGGGGUGAUUUGUACAGUGUGUGUGUGUGUGUGUGUGUGUGUGCAUGAUUAUAGAUAAUGAAGUGGGUCACUGGCUGAUGUCCUGUGUAAAGUAAAUCUGCUUUAAGCUCUCUGUGUGUAAUUUCAGCUGAUCGCUGUUGUGUUUUUUGUAAAUGAUAAUUUAUUGCAGAAUAAAAUGUUAGAGAGCAUGCGGUUUCUGAUCAGUCAGGUUCUUGUAAUGAUGUCAGAAAUAAAAGUGAACUUGAUAUACCGGUC
Molecule: messenger RNA, 3416 nt
Organism: Clarias gariepinus (North African catfish)
Lineage: Eukaryota; Metazoa; Chordata; Actinopteri; Siluriformes; Clariidae
Gene: ngef
Product: neuronal guanine nucleotide exchange factor
Exons: 16
Coding region: 179-2425 (748 amino acids)
Biological process (GO): activation of GTPase activity
Molecular function (GO): guanyl-nucleotide exchange factor activity; protein binding
Source: RefSeq, a predicted model, not a curated record